This is a messenger RNA of Myodes glareolus (Bank vole), 1559 nucleotides long. The record is from RefSeq and is a predicted model, not a curated record. Lineage: Eukaryota; Metazoa; Chordata; Mammalia; Rodentia; Cricetidae.
GAUCUAACCUGCGUGGGCCGAGUGGUAUCAUCACCUCCCCUAACUAUCCCGUGCAGUAUGAAGACAAUGCUCACUGUGUAUGGGUCAUCACGACCACUGAUCCAGACAAGGUCAUCAAGCUCGCUUUUGAGGAGUUUGAGCUGGAAAGAGGGUACGACACCCUGACAGUUGGAGACGCUGGGAAGGUGGGGGACACCAGAUCCGUGUUGUAUGUGCUCACAGGCUCCAGUGUCCCUGACCUCAUCGUGAGCAUGAGCAACCAGAUGUGGCUGCACCUGCAGUCAGACGACAGCAUCGGCUCUCCAGGGUUUAAGGCUGUGUACCAAGAAAUUGAGAAGGGAGGCUGUGGGGACCCUGGCAUCCCAGCCUACGGGAAGCGAACUGGCAGCAGCUUCCUACACGGAGACACGCUGACCUUUGAGUGUCAGGCGGCUUUCGAGCUGGUGGGAGAGAGAGUCAUCAUGUGCCAGAAGAACAACCAGUGGUCAGGCAACAAGCCGAGCUGCGUGUUUUCGUGUUUCUUCAACUUCACGGCAUCCUCCGGGAUUAUUCUCUCACCAAACUACCCUGAGGAAUACGGCAACAACAUGAACUGUGUCUGGCUGAUCAUAUCUGAGCCUGGAAGCCGGAUUCACCUCAUCUUCAAUGAUUUUGACGUGGAGCCUCAGUUUGACUUCCUGGCUGUCAAAGAUGAUGGAAUUUCUGACAUCACGGUCCUCGGAACGUUCUCUGGCAACGAGGUGCCUGCACAGCUGGCCAGCAGUGGACACGUAGUACGGCUGGAGUUUCAAUCCGAUCACUCCACAACGGGCAGAGGGUUCAACAUCACAUACACCACGUUUGGUCAGAAUGAGUGCCACGACCCUGGCAUUCCUGUGAAUGGCCGGCGAUUUGGAGACAGGUUUCUGCUGGGAAGUUCUGUGUCCUUCCACUGUGACGACGGCUUCGUGAAGACCCAGGGUUCUGAGUCCAUCACCUGUAUCCUGCAAGAUGGGAAUGUGGUCUGGAGCUCUACUGUCCCUCGCUGUGAAGCUCCAUGUGGUGGGCACCUGACGGCUUCUAGUGGGGUCAUCUUACCUCCAGGAUGGCCAGGAUAUUACAAAGAUUCUUUAAAUUGUGAAUGGAUCAUUGAAGCAAAGCCGGGACAUUCCAUCAAAAUAACAUUUGACAGGUUCCAGACAGAAGUCAAUUACGAUACCCUGGAAGUACGGGAUGGGCCAGCCAGUUCAUCCCCACUGAUCGGAGAGUACCAUGGCACGCAGGCACCACAGUUCCUCAUCAGCACAGGCAACUAUAUGUACCUGCUCUUCACCACCGACAGCAGCCGGUCUAACGUUGGCUUCCUCAUCCACUAUGAGAGUGUAACUCUUGAAUCUGACUCCUGCCUGGACCCGGGCAUCCCUGUAAAUGGUCAUCGGCACGGUAGUAACUUCGGUAUUAGAUCCACGGUGACCUUCAGCUGUGACCCCGGCUACACAAUAAGUGACGAUGAGCCUCUGAUCUGUGAGAAGAACCAUCAGUGGAACCAUGCCCUGCCCAGCUGUGAUGUUUUCCACUAA